Molecule: messenger RNA, 2416 nt
Organism: Nanorana parkeri
Lineage: Eukaryota; Metazoa; Chordata; Amphibia; Anura; Dicroglossidae
Gene: RUNX1T1
Product: RUNX1 translocation partner 1
Exons: 11
Coding region: 177-1868 (563 amino acids)
Biological process (GO): negative regulation of DNA-templated transcription; DNA-templated transcription
Cellular component (GO): nucleus
Molecular function (GO): transcription corepressor activity
Source: RefSeq, a predicted model, not a curated record
AGCCACAGUGGAGCGCUGCAAGAGUUAAAGCAGAAGAAGAAGAAGAAGAAGAAUUAAAGCACAUCGCUGGAAUGAUGCAAAAGAGACUUCCUGAGGAUCUGGAAUAUAAUAAUUGCCUGGUCUCCCCUUGACUGAAACAGACACUGGCCAAAGAUCGUACUGAGAAGCGUUGCACAAUGCCAGACUCACCUGUGGAUGUAAAGACGCAAUCCAGGUUGACACCUCCAACAAUGCCCCCUCCCCCAACUACACAGGGAGCCCCAAGAACAAGCUCAUUCACACCCACAACAUUAACAAAUGGCACAAGUCAUUCACCAACAGCACUGAAUGGAGCUCCGUCCCCUCCUAAUGGCUUUAGUAAUGGACCUUCAUCCUCCUCCUCUUCUUCGCUGGCGAAUCAGCAGUUGCCUCCAGCAUGUGGUGCACGGCAGCUCAGUAAAUUGAAGAGAUUCCUUACCACAUUACAGCAGUUUGGCAAUGACAUUUCACCAGAAAUUGGGGAAAGAGUCCGCACACUUGUCCUGGGAUUAGUGAAUUCUACACUGACAAUUGAAGAAUUUCAUUCCAAACUGCAAGAAGCGACCAACUUUCCACUGCGACCCUUUGUCAUCCCAUUUUUGAAGGCCAAUCUGCCUCUGCUGCAGCGGGAACUUCUGCACUGCGCAAGACUCGCCAAGCAGAACCCAGCCCAAUACCUAGCUCAGCAUGAGCAGCUGCUCCUGGAUGCCAGCACCACCUCGCCUGUUGACUCAUCAGAACUGCUUCUUGAUGUGAAUGAAAACGGGAAGAGGAGAACUCCUGAUAGAACCAAAGAAAAUGGCUUUGACAGAGAGCCUUUGCACUCAGAGCAUCCAAGCAAGCGGCCGUGCACUAUAAGCCCUGGCCAGCGGUUCAGUCCAAAUAAUGGCUUAUCCUAUCAACCCAAUGGUCUGCCUCACCCUACCCCACCACCACCUCAGCAUUACCGUUUGGAUGAUAUGGCAAUUGCCCACCACUACAGGGACUCAUACAGACACCCCAACCUCAGGGACAGAAACAGACCUAUGGGGUUGCCAGCAGCACGUCAAGAAGAAAUGAUAGACCAUAGACUAACAGACAGAGAGUGGGCAGAAGAAUGGAAGCACCUUGAUCACCUAUUAAACUGCAUAAUGGAUAUGGUGGAAAAAACAAGACGAUCCCUCACUGUGCUACGGCGAUGUCAAGAAGCAGAUCGGGAAGAGCUCAAUUACUGGAUCAGGCGGUACAGUGAUGCGGAGGAUUUAAAAAAAGGUAGCAGCAGUACCAGCCAUUCCAGACAACAGAGUCCAGUGAAUCCAGAUGCUGUCCCCUUAGAGUCACAUCGGGAAUUCCUUCAUAGACCUGCUUCUGGAUAUGUGCCAGAGGAGAUUUGGAAAAAAGCGGAAGAAGCAGUAAACGAGGUGAAAAGACAGGCUAUGACAGAAUUACAGAAAGCAGUGUCUGAAGCAGAAAGAAAAGCCCAUGAAAUGAUUACUACAGAACGAGCAAAAAUGGAAAGAACAGUGGCAGAAGCAAAGAGGCAAGCUGCAGAGGAUGCGCUGUCUGUUAUUAAUCAGCAGGAAGACUCAAGUGAGAGUUGCUGGAACUGCGGACGGAAGGCGAGUGAAACUUGCAGCGGCUGCAACACCGCCCGGUAUUGCGGAUCUUUUUGUCAGCACAAAGACUGGGAGAAACACCAUCACAUCUGUGGACAGACUCUUCAAGCCCAACAGCAGGGGGAGACACCAGCAGUCAGUUCAUCGGUUACACCCAGUAGUGGCACAGGAAGCCCCAUCGACACACCACCAGCAGCCACGCCACGGUCUACCACUCCUGGUACACCAUCCACCAUAGAGACAGCUGCCCGUUAAAAAAAUACUGAUAAACUGAAUUCUUUGAAAACUUUAAAAACUCAAUGAAACCAAGUCCUCAUACUCAGAUAUUCAAAGAUGUAAAGGUGAACUAUCCUAAUUCAGUGAUACAAUAACAAUGAACUACUUUUACCUUGAGGUAGUAAUAAAAAAAACGUGAAGGCCAGUAACGGGUCACAAUAACUUCUUACCGAAAUCAAAGAUAUCUUUUCAUUAGAAGACUGAGAGUACAAAAUAUAACAAUGUUAAAAUUGACCUCCUCCCUGAUAUUUUUCAGUAGCUGGGAUUUUAAACUAGAUGACCUCAUUAACAGAUGCUUUACCAAACAGCGAACCAAGAGAUUGCUAACUGCUGUUGAGAGCAAAAAAAAUGAAAAAUGCUAACGUGAAAAACAAAAUCACAUUGUUCUAUCUAGCGAUGAAGGAAAAAGGAAACGGUGACAAAACCUCCUUAAGGGCAUGAGAGUCAGAAACAGCAGUAGACAUUUAACAAGAUAACGAAUGGCGUCCACGGGAAACGGACUGAUAUUUGAAGACCCGCUACAAAAA